ACAUUUCUUCAGCCUGACAGCUCCUCUGCUUCGAUGGGUCUGUCCACAAAUCAGCUCCACAACUGGUCCGCCUUGACCUCUGCAGCUACAGAAGUUGCAGGUCAGUUUUCCCCAAUUUCUCCUGUUGAUGGCUACAACACGAGCAUCAACUCUGGCCAUGCACUCACUGAUAAUGAGGCGAAUGUUCGAUUCUAUGGCGCCAGAAUGUCCACUAACCAGUCCUCGACGCGGGGUAAUGGCUCAAACUUGUUCAGUAGAUCCUUGAAUUCUUGCGCUUCUGUCAGCAUCUCAAAUAAUUAUUCACCGGUGGCAAAAGUUACAGGCAGUGAGUUUCAAACAUGGAACCGGACAUAUGCAUCUAGACACUAG
Candidula unifasciata is the source of this 369-nucleotide messenger RNA. Lineage: Eukaryota; Metazoa; Mollusca; Gastropoda; Stylommatophora; Geomitridae. The record is from the annotation of a GenBank genome assembly.